AUGUUUAGAAGGUCGUUUCCAAAUCUGCUACAGGAUCAUUUCACAGAAGACCAGUUUGAACCGAUUAUUCUCAAGAAUACCGGUGAAAAGAAGCUAAGGCCAUUUGCGACACCAAGCAUCUUUUUGCAUCGACCAGUUGCAAAGCCACGCAAGCCACCCCCUAAAGGAACAAGAGUGGAAAGUACUGAUGACCCCAAAGUCAAGCAAAACACACAGGUCAAUGUCGAACUCCAGCCAGUCGACACUGAGAAUGAUGUUCCUGAUAUGCAACUAGACCUACAGAUUCCUGCUCCAUUCCAGCCAGAAAGUACACAGGCUGGCCACUUGAUACAAGCAGCUCUACAGAAGAAGGUGGCCCAGCUUGAAAUUGAACUUCAGGCGACGCGACGGAAGCUUCAACUUGCUCAGAAGCAGUGUUUCCAGGCACUAACUACAAAUAAGCACCUUGUCACAGGACUAAACAAAUACUUGAAUGAAGACCAAGUUAAAUGUCUGAAGAUGGCAACAAUGCAGGGGACUCGAUGGACUAAGAAGACUGUUAUAAAGGCAUUGAAAAUGAGACUUUCCUGUGGAGCACGUGGCUAUGACUCAGUCAGGGAGCUUGGACAACCUCCGCCAACAGAACGCACCCUACAUCGUCACUUGGAAGGGUACAAGUUCACACCAGGUUUGCUGGAGGACAUCAUGGCGUCUCUCGCACUAAAGGUUAGCCUCAUGUCACCAGAGGAGCGGCACGCCACUUUAAUGCUCGAUGAGAUGCAGCUUGCACCAGGCUUAGUGUACAACCCAUGCUCGGGAAACAGUGCUUGGAGCCCCAACUAUACCUCUUGCAGACGGAACACUGCCACUCGACUGUUUGGCCACUCAUGGGCUGGUAUUUAUGCUCAGUGGGAUAACAACCCGUUGGAAGCAAACAGUUGCUUACCAUUUGACUGGAAAUUCAUUCCAUGCCAAAACAGUUAA
Molecule: messenger RNA, 963 nt
Organism: Rhipicephalus microplus (southern cattle tick)
Lineage: Eukaryota; Metazoa; Arthropoda; Arachnida; Ixodida; Ixodidae
Source: RefSeq, a predicted model, not a curated record